This is a messenger RNA of Sphaeramia orbicularis (orbiculate cardinalfish), 4467 nucleotides long. It is a transcript of the gene sec16b, whose product is annotated as SEC16 homolog B, endoplasmic reticulum export factor. The transcript is spliced from 25 exons. NCBI's taxonomy places the organism in Eukaryota, Metazoa, Chordata, Actinopteri, Kurtiformes, Apogonidae. The record is from RefSeq and is a predicted model, not a curated record. Gene Ontology annotation, biological process: Golgi organization. Gene Ontology annotation, cellular component: ER to Golgi transport vesicle membrane; endoplasmic reticulum exit site. Bases 589 to 3339 code for a protein of 916 amino acids.
CUUGGUGUUCCUUCCUCUCUGGUCUUUGUGCAUCCUCUCUACCGGCAACGUGGCAACACGCAACACUUGAACUUUCACUUUUUUUCAGACUUGCAAUCCGAGGACAUAGAUAGACAUGUCGAGGUGACUCAGACAAGGAUGUCGGUGGUUUUCUUUUUCUCUCGAGGUGGACGUGGACGUGAUCUGCGUGUUUUGCAGCCUUGUGGGACUGCAGCUGUCAGAUCCACAGGGCGUGCUCCUCUGUUGACUUAUUCUGACAGAACACGGGCUGGGACGCAAAAUGCAAACAAAAGUGGGAGAAAAGCUUCUGCAAAUACACUGAAUAACAUGUUCUGAUUUAGAUUUUCGGAACAUUUUUUCUCCCUUAGUCAGAUAAUUUGCACUUUUUUUCUUUUUUUUUUUUUUUUUUUUUUCUUUUUUUUUUUUUUGCAUUGCCACUACAUGGGUCAUGAUAUGCUGUGACCUUUAUCCUCUUGUUAUCAUUUUCACUUGUUAUCAGUUCAUGUUGUGAGUUUCUUGUGAAAUGAUGUGGCAGUAGUGCAUGUACUUUGGCUGUGUCUGGCAUGUGUAAACUGUGUUGAAGUUGUCAUGGAUAACAGAGGUCACGCCUGGUCAGAGUCUGGUCGAAACCCUUGCAGAUCUGAAGACAGAGAGGAUUACUACAGACAUUCUUACCAGGACAGGGGGCAACGCUACCCUGGACUGGACCCUAGAGACAGGGACAGGGCCUGGGCUCAUCCUGAUGCCCACUACAGGACUCAGUUCCCCCCUGGGAGACUCCCAGAGCAUUACACCUACAGCCCUCAGCAGUAUCCUUUUGGCUAUGGACGACCAGAGCACCAGAGACCCCAGUCCAGGUCUGGUUAUGACUAUCCGCCCCACAGUCACUGGGACUACAGGGAAAACUACAGCUAUUAUGACGCUGACUAUUACAGAGGACAACACGGGAGACCAGAUGCCGGCCAGUGGGGUCCCCAAGACUCAUGGAGAGGAGACUAUUACCACGCCUGGACAUACAAACAGGAACAUUCAGGGAGCUCCUACACAGAGGAGAACAGACAUGACCAAGGGAGAGACACCUCCCAGCAUUACCUCAAUGACUACGAGGAUAAUCCCUCCAGAGAAAAUGAAGAGGUCUCCUCUUAUUACCUGGGGACUUUGGAAAGCUCCAAAAACUCAGGCUUAUCGUCCAGCAGCUAUGAACUGAGUCAGUACAUAAACGGAGCCGAACACAGUGACGCUGUCCCACAGUCUGUCCAUACAUCUGACACAGAACAUAGUCAUCAGUUGUCAGCUCCUCUGAAGUACUCAAUCCCUCAUGCAGUGGUCAGUUUCGGGCCUGCAGGUCAGCUGGUACGGGUCACUCCAGGCUCCUCCACUCAGAAGAACAUCAGCCAGCUGGAAAUCCACAGUAUGGAAGUCAUUCUGAGUGAGACACAGGAACAGCAGGACAUGAGAAAUUUCCCUGGGCCCUUAACUAGGGAGGGUUUACACAAGGUCGAUGCUAUUGAGUUUGCCCACCAGAGGGCAGGCGCUUGCAUGAGAGAUGAGACGCUGCAUGAUAAGAUCUCUGCCUCCCUCUUGUGGAAACUACUGAUACUGCUGUGCAGACAGAAUGGACAAAUAGUUGGAUCAGACAUUGCAGAGCUGCUGGUUCAAGGCUCGCGUUCAGAUGGAAGCUGGGAGUCAGAGGCUCCCACGCUCAUUGACUUCAGUGAAGGUGCGACUGCUGAAGCACCACCUUGUCAAGGAGACGACCUACUCACAGGAAGCAGCAGCUCAGGUUCUGAGGCGGCACAGAAGGCCCUGCAGAGCUACACUCAGCUGCUGCUGGCUGGAAGAAAGAAGGAGGCCUUAGAGGCGGCUAUGAGCAGUGGCCUAUGGGGACAUGCACUUUUUCUAGCCAGCAAAAUGGACAACAGAUCUUAUACCACAGUGCUGAAGAGGUUUACAGGUCAGCUGACAGUCAAUGACCCCCUCCAGACGCUGUUCCAGCUGCUGUCUGGGAGAGUCCCUACUGCAGCCACGUGCUGUGGGAAUGACAAAUGGGGUGACUGGAGGCCCCAUCUGGCUGUGAUGCUGUCCAAUGAAACAGGAGAUGCUGCUGUCCAACAGAAGGCCAUUGUCACCAUGGGAGACACUCUGGCCUCCAGAGGCCUCCUACAUGCCGCCCAUGUGUGUUACCUGACUGCCGGGGUCCCCUUUGGGCCCUUUACCCAGAAGGCAGAGCGGCUGGUGCUUUUAGGCAGCAGCCACAGGCAGCCAUUUCAGUAUUUUGCAACAAACAGUGCCAUCCAGUGCACAGAGUUGUAUGAGUACUGCCAGACACUAGGGGGGAAAUCCUUUUCAAUACUGUCUUUUCAGGUGUACAAAUUUCUGUAUGCCAGUCGACUGUUGGACUGUGGGCUUUCAUCUCAGGCUUUCCAUUACUGCGAGUUGGUUGGGCAAGCAAUUAUCAGGCAGAAGGAGCCUUGGUUUGUGUUGACAGGAGAAGUUCUUAAGUUGACGGACAGACUGAGACAUUCAGAGGGUCAGUACGGUGAGGUGGGGGUUAAUGGAACUGAUCAGGAACCAGAAUGGCUGAUGCAGCUGCGCCUCAGGCACCACAGUUUACAGACAGGGACUUUUGCUGAAACAUAUGAACCACCUCCAGAUAGACGCACUUUGAUUGACACAGAUAGAACAGAGUCUGACUUGGACGACCUGAGCCGUGGUCUCCAGAGUCCAGAACCAGAGCUGCUUUAUUACAGUGGCCCCGAAGUUCAAGAACAAAAACAGGAAAUGACACCAUUAGACACUGGAGGAGCUCAUGACUGGCCUGGGGCCAAUUCUCUGAUGCCAGUAACGGCGGUUUAUGCUCCUCCUGUGUCCAUAGUGGCCGGGAGCCAAGACUUCAGUUAUCAUAACACAGAUAGUGCUGAAGUCAAAGCUGCCUCGCCACAUUGUCCUGUGGGUAAUUCGACAUCAGCUGCAGAGGGGGUUGUGCCAUUCUCUGGAGUAGGCACAAGGGGGGGUCAGAUGCUGGAGGACGACAUCAGCCACCGAACGCACCACAGCAUCCAGCGAGGUUCAGCUGUAGAGUCUGAGGUCUCCGAGCAGACCAGCGAUGCUCCUAAAGAGAGCACCAAGACGGGAUGGUUUAGUGGUUGGUUUAAAUCAAAGCCCAAGGAAGCCCAGGAGACUUCAGAGCAGAUCAGACCUGCUAAAACAAUUCCACCUGCUGCUGACCUCUGCCCUCCUCCCCCGCCGACCAUCGCACCCUCUGGCAUGUUUCCAUCCCAGCCCUCCUCCGCUGGAAUCAAUCCCUUCUCAAGAAAAGCAGGCCAGCAACUGGGAUAGACACCAUUUCAACACCACUAGACUAUAUUACAGGAUCGCUGGCACCACUAAAGUCCAAAAUGGGACGUCGCACCACCUGUCAUGAACACAACCUACACUGCGUGUCUUAUUAGAAUUCACCUGAGCUCACAUGAACUCCAGUAUGAUCUGUACCUCUCACCACUGCCCACUUUUCUUUUUUAAGAUCGCCCUUUCAAACCCCUCCACAGCUUACCCGCCAUCAUGUUGCAUGUUAGCUACAGAAAUACACUGGAUGGACAGGCGAAGUAACUCGUAUUGCAUCGACUAAAACAGCUGAGGUAUGCUUCCUGUAAGCUGACUGCAGGGAAAUUACAAGUGGAUGCAGGACAUAUCUGGGGAUGGGGAUAUCCUAAUUGACCCCAAUAUAAUAUAAUAUUUAUAUAGGACAGAGUGACCUGAUUGACCCCAUCAAUGCCCAAAACACAGAUUCAUACUAGUGAGGUAGAAAAAGUUUGACAUGAGCGAAUCAUUACACUUUUACACCUCAGAUCACUUCUAAAUGUGUGAUAUACUGCCAGAUAAUAUUGAUCGGCUUUGUAUUUAUAUUUGCAAAGGGUAAACCUCUCAUCUUUUCAUGAUAAAGCACACUGAAACACAAGUGAUCAAAAAUACUAAGCACCCCACGCUAUGCUAGCUUAUUCACCUCAAUGUGGGGUACUUGUUGCAUUAUACAACAGUACAGCGUGUGCCAUGUUGUCACACUGCCAAGAUGGAUCAUCGUACAUGGGGGGGGGUUGGGAUACACUUGCUCAGGCAAACAGCCAACAACCUCCCUAACCCCCCACCCUCAACAAGCAGACUUUUAUAUCACCAAACUGUUUAUGUGCUGAUGAUAUUUGCAAUGCUUUCAUCUAAAAAAGUUUAAUUAAUGGCCCUUUAUAUAAAUAUUUGGUUGCAGAUGAAGCUAAGCUAUGCUCUUAAAGUUGUAUGCAGUUUUAAGUUGUAUUAUCUACUUUUACAUUAAAUGUAUAGUAAGGAUUUUAAGAUGCUGUAUUAACUUGUGCCAAAUUUUUUUAUGAUAAUUGAGUUUGUGCCUCAAUUUUUCACGUUUUCAUUUCAAUUUUGCUGUUUUUUUGUAUAUCUGUACCAGCACAUAAAGUAUAACAA